This is a messenger RNA of Talaromyces amestolkiae, 1650 nucleotides long. RefSeq lists its product as uncharacterized. Gene Ontology annotation, molecular function: serine-tRNA ligase activity; ATP binding; tRNA binding. The record is from RefSeq and is a predicted model, not a curated record. Bases 1 to 1650 code for a protein of 549 amino acids. The transcript is spliced from 9 exons. Gene Ontology annotation, biological process: seryl-tRNA aminoacylation. Gene Ontology annotation, cellular component: cytosol. NCBI's taxonomy places the organism in Eukaryota, Fungi, Ascomycota, Eurotiomycetes, Eurotiales, Trichocomaceae.
AUGAGGGGAGAUGGUGAGCCUUCUUUUGAGCAUGAUUUUGCGGGGGUAGAUAUGUUCACGGAGAGUCGGGAGGAGCCCAAGGAACAGGAGAGAUUUGAAGUGGAGAUUGCCUCCAGAUUGUAUGGAUUCCGGCAUGGUAUUGAGGAGAAUUGGAGCCUCUUAUACAAGUACAUMCCCGCCUGUAACUUUGGCUCCCCGCCCCCUCUCUCAGAACAGACGACUCAAGACUCCCCUCUCACCUCAAUCACAAUGCUGGACAUCAACGACUUUGUCGCCGACCGUGGCGGUGAUCUCAACAAAAUCAGGGAGAGCCAGCGUCGUCGAUAUGCGCCAGAAAGCGUGGUGGAAGAGGUUUUGGAGCUGUUUGAAGCUGCCCGACGAGCUAGGUACGAAGUCACACAGAUAGGCUCCAAGGCCAACGCGGUGCAAAAGGAAAUUGGACAGAAGAAAAAGAACAAGGAGGACGCCUCUGAACUGUUACAACAAAAGAUCGACCUUGAGAAGCAAAAGAAGGAGGCCGAAGAGAACGCGAUUGCAAAGGAAAAGGAGCGUGAUAGGAAGAUCAAGACUAUUGGAAAUUAUGUUCAUGACUCAGUUCCUAUCAGCGAUAAUGAGGAUAACAAUGUCAUUGAGCGAACCUGGGCACCUGAAAACGUCGUGGUCGAGAAGCGCGAUUGCCUUUCCCACCACGAGGUCCUUACCCGACUAGACGGCUACGACCCCGAACGCGGAGUGAAAAUCGUCGGUCAUCGUGGGUACUGCCUGACUGGUUACGGUCUCUUCCUCAAUCUUGCGCUUGUCAACUACGGUCUCGAGUUUCUCUUCAACAAAGGAUACAAGCCCAACCAGCCCCCGCAUUUCAUGUUGAAGGAUGCUAUGGCCAAGACUGCGCAACUAGAGCAGUUCGACGAGGAAUUAUACAAGGUUUCUGAGAGCGAGGAUAAGGAUACGGACAAGUACCUUAUUGCGACCUCGGAGCAGCCAUUGUCGGCUUUGCAUAGCGAGGAGUGGUUUCAGGAGACGGAUCUACCUGUGAAAUAUGCUGGCUAUAGUACUUGCUAUCGUAAAGAGGCAGGUUCUCACGGAAAAGAUGCCUGGGGCAUCUUCCGUGUCCAUCAGUUCGAAAAGAUUGAACAAUUCGUCUUGACCAAGCCCGAAAAAUCGUGGGAGGCCUUUGACGAGAUGAUUGCUACCUCGGAGGAGUUCUACAAGUCCCUCGGUCUCCCCUACCAAGUUGUCUCGAUCGUGUCUGGUGCCUUGAACAACGCGGCCGCAAAGAAAUACGAUCUCGAAGCCUGGUUCCCCUUCCAGGGUGAAUACAAGGAGCUCGUUUCCUGCUCCAACUGCACAGAUUACCAAACCCGGGAAUUGGAGAUUCGCUUCGGUGCUAAGAAAGCCGACUCGAAGAAGGCCUACGUUCACGCUUUGAAUGCUACUCUAUGUGCCACUGAACGAACACUGUGCUGUAUCUUGGAGAACUACCAGACCGAGGAUGGUUUCAAUGUUCCUGAGCCUCUCCGGAAAUACAUCCCCGGAGCUCCCGCUUUCCUCCCUUUCACCCGCGAACUGCCCAAGGAUACGACCUCUGCUAAGAAGGGCAAGGGUGCCGUGGCUGGAGCUGCAAAGCAGCUCAAGGAUCUCAAGGUUUAG